Molecule: messenger RNA, 1756 nt
Organism: Oldenlandia corymbosa var. corymbosa
Lineage: Eukaryota; Viridiplantae; Streptophyta; Magnoliopsida; Gentianales; Rubiaceae
Source: the annotation of a GenBank genome assembly
GACUUAUAUUAUAUGAACCCGCAGAAAAGUACGAAAUUUUAAAAAAUAAAAUUAAAAAAAGGAAGAGGAUGGCCAGCCUUCCAAUGAAUUGACAUUUUUUUGCUUUUCCUUCCCUAUUCAAAAAUCAGAAUCCCAGGCCUUUAUAAGAAGACCUCAAUUUCUCUAGCAUUUUCACAUGAACUCUGCAGCUAGCCUUCUAUAGUUCUAGACGAAAAAAAACCCUUCAAUAUUCAUUCUUCAUCCUAAAGGUUUUUUUUUUGGGCUACAAUGUCAAGCUCAAAAACCCCAGAAAAACCCUUCAAUCUCUAUGAACCCAUCCUUACACAAACCGGGUUCACAUUACUACAACGUAACACAUCCUCUGUGACACCACCUAAUGAAAAGAGAGGCCGGAGGAAACAAGCCGAGCCGGGGCGAUUCCUCGGCGUAAGGCGGAGGCCUUGGGGAAGAUAUGCAGCUGAAAUUAGAGAUCCCACAACUAAAGAAAGGCAUUGGCUUGGUACAUUUGAUACUGCACAAGAAGCUGCCUUAGCUUAUGAUAGGGCUGCCCUUUCAAUGAAGGGCACACAAGCAAGAACCAAUUUUGUUUACUCUGACAACACAACUUUUCACUCUCUUGUUACCCCUUUGGAUCUUCAAACCCUAUGGCAGAAACAAAACAACAACAAGAACAACAACAAUGGUACUACUAGUAAACCAAAUAGUACUAUUACUACAACUACUACUACAAGUACUAGCUCUUAUUCAUCUCAUUCUCAAUCUCAUCAUUAUUACCCUACUGCUUUAGAAACCUCAAAUUCUCACAUCCUAUCUGACAAUGACAAUUGUUCUCAAUCCUCAUAUGGUUCAAGCCCUAAUGACAACUUCUUCUUUUCUAGCCAUGAAACCAAUUCAGGCUACUUGGAUUGCAUUGUUCCUGAUAACUGCCUCAAGCCUCCCUCUCAUAAUCAUCAUGAGACUAAUUCGCUUCUUGAUGAUCAUCAUCAUCACCAAAUUUACUCCAAUUUGAGCUAUCAUGGGAAUAAUAAUGAUGUUCUUCCUACUACAAUGGCUACUGAUGAUCAUGAUCAUCAUCAUAUUAGCAACUUUUCAUGCUAUGAAGGAGGAGUAUUUAACUAUGGUAACAACAGCAGUUGGGAGGUGAAUUCUUGUGAGCUUUCGGCUGUGAUUAACAACAAUAACAACCCUUUAAUGAGUAAUAACAUUAGCAACAACAAUAGGUGCAUGGGAUCUUACUAUCCAACUUCAGAUCAUGCUGAAAGCUAUGAGUCAAUGGGAGGAGCCACAAGUUCUUCUUCGCCUGGAUUUUCAGCAGUUUUCCCACCAUUUGGUUGGUGAUUGAUUUAUGCAUGCCUCAAAACCCUAAUCACAAGUUCCGGAUAAAGCUGCAUGCAUUUUCUUCAAGCUUUUUUUUUCUUUUUUCUUUUUUUUGGUCGUUCGGUUGCUUUUCUUCUUUCUCUCUGCAGCAUUUUUUUCCCCCGUCUUUUUCUUGUUUUCCAGCUUCAUAAAAAAUGUAAUUACUGUUUAACUUUAUGAGGAAGUAAUGCAAUGUGGUUUUGACGUAACCCUUUCUUUAGUCUCUAAAUUUAAAACUUUGCGUCUCAAAAUAAAAGUCAUGUUUGUUAUAUUUUAGGAUGGAAUAAGUAUCAUUAUUUUAUCUUAUCUUAAACAAGAACACUUGAUCAAUAUUAUAAUCAUUCACUCUGCUACAUCCAAUGGUUAUAAAUACAGGGUUUUUGGAUUUUUUUUUUUUUUU